This is a messenger RNA of Caenorhabditis briggsae, 1641 nucleotides long. Lineage: Eukaryota; Metazoa; Nematoda; Chromadorea; Rhabditida; Rhabditidae. The transcript is spliced from 6 exons. The coding region runs from base 1 to 1641 and encodes 546 amino acids. The record is from RefSeq and is a predicted model, not a curated record.
AUGAAGUCACGAAGAGCGCCGUUGAUUGUGAAAGCGCUAGAUGAGGGGUUUCAGAGGCCCACUGGAGAAAUAGACCCCUACGACGAUAUUCAGCUACAAAAAGUGCUCAAAGAGCUGUCAUUCGUGCGAAUCAAACUCGAUCAGAUUGUACUUCCCGAUAUUAACCCAUUCAUCCAGAAAUUGCACAAUUUUCGAGAGUUUUUUGGAUUCCACCUAGAAUAUUCGUUUCCUUGUCUUGAUGUCGUUUCGAAGUCACUAAAAUCGACUAUUCGGAUACCAGAGAAGGAAGUGGACGCCAUGAAAAUCGUGUUUAAUCAUCGACGAAUCGUUCUCCUGGACAUGCAUCAGGACCAAGUGGAGCAUUGGCAAAAGGCGCAACUCACCCUACACCUUCUAGUGAACAUGUCAGUAAACGGAAGGCAUACGACCCGCCCCCUGGCUAAAUGCCACGUACGCCUGUCUGACCUCCUCUUUCCACCGUAUAUAAUCCAUAGAGACUUUGACUUCGUCGGAGAUGAAUUCGAAGGAACCGCCGAGAUUCGAAUCGAUUUGGGAAGCCGAAACAAGGCGUUGAUGGAGAAAUUAAACAAUUUGAGAGGCGAUCGAAGUCUGGAGGACACUUUUGUGGUCGCCGAAAAAUCAGUGGGGAGGAGGACAAGAUCCAGGAGCUCUAGUAGAUGUCGUGCUCACUCGUCAGCGAGUUCUGCAACGCCACGCGCACCUAGUAUCGGUUCCAGAAGACCUCACUCUGCCACGUCGUCAUUAUCCUCCAAGGAGACACCGAUUCUGAGGCCUCAGCAACAGUUUUUCGGAGAAAAGUUCAGCCAAUCGACGCCACAAAAUGGCUAUCUGAAUGCCGAAGCACGACCUAGAAUCAACUCCAGCUCAUCGAUUGGAUCGGAUUCUGUAUUCAUUACAGUACCAGAAAAGCCACGUGUCUUGGAAGAUGAGCCACAAGCUCCCAGAGAACGGAUAACUCAGUUCGUGACCAAGUCUUAUGGAGCAUCAGCAGUAGGGGAUACUGUAGAAGAGUUGACGUGGCACGGAGGAAAAUAUUAUAUGCAGGUUACGGUACAUGAAGGUAUUGGACUACCGCCCGUGGAGGAUGAGAGCGGCCGCAUAACAAGUCCCUCUACAUUCAUCUCGAUCCUCGGAAGAGAUGGAGACCUCCGCUCGCCCGUUUACCGUAAUUCAAGAAACCCCCAUUGGAACUUCGUGGCACGCUUUGCUAUCAGCUCAGAACGCCGGAAUCUAGUAGUCAAAGUGAAUCAUCGAGGUCCAUUGGGAGAUUCUGCUCUAGGAUAUGUGACUAUCCCUCUUCCAACGGCAAACGCGCGAAUGGGGAUGUUCGAAAUGACAGAUGUGACACGGAUGGCAAUGAAGCAUACCAGUCAGGUACCAACGCUGACGAUUAGUUUGGAGAAAGUGAGGAAUAUCGAUGCGGCUGAGGGAUUUGAAGGGUCCGACGAGAAUCAUAGAAUCAGAAGAGCCACGUCUUCAAGAGGAACUUCUCCCACUCGAGUAGCUCCAAGCGUCCGUAUAGACUCUCCACCGAUUCUGGAGAGUAGCGAGGUUAUCAAGGAGAGAAUGCAACGAUGUAUGGCGGAUUUGGAGAAUAUGAUGAGAGGAAUCAAUCACUAA